UCUACUCUGCAAUGGGCUUGCUCAAGCUUCCACUGGUGGUUUUACUUUGCUCGGUUUUUUCUCUUUUGGGUUUCAUACUCUGUGAUGACUCAGAGCUCACUGUGAAGUUCUUGACGACUCCCCAUGCAUUCUCAAAACUCAACUCAACCAUAUUCGUCUUUGAAGUUCUUGUGGGUGGGAGUGGCACUUGCACCAAUUGUAAUAUCACUUGCAAGCUGGAUGAUGGCAUUGCUUCGAAUUGUGAAGGUAGGACGGUUUCGUAUGCAGGUUUGCAGGAUGGAAAUCAUACAUUUGAGGUUUGCACCAACGGGUCCCGAGGAGUUGGCUGCGGUAGCUAUAGCUGGACUGUUGAUACAGUCCCGCCUACGGCAUAUAUCACAACCUCAACACCUUUCACAAAUGCUCUGAAUGUUUCUAUAAAUAUAUCUUUUAGUGAACCUUGUACUGGACCUACUGGUGGAGGAGGUUUUGUGUGCUCGUCUGUGAAUGACUGCAAUCUUUUGGUCUAUGGUGCUGGCCAAGUUAUACCAUCCUCGCUCAACAUUCUACAGCCAAACCUUCAAUAUUCUGUCCUUGUGGGUUUAUCAUCCACUGAUCAGUAUGGGCGAGUGAUUUUGGCAAUGGAUAAUAAUUUUUGUACUGACAGUGCCGGGAACAAAUUUACAAGAAACCCGAAUUCUACUCUCCAUGUGCAUUUUGAUAGACGAAGAAUGUUUGUGAACUUAACUACUCAUGUUCCAGAAAGGCUACUUCAACUUAAUGGUGAAACUAGACUGGUGCGAGCAACUAAUAACUGUAUUAAACUAAGGGUGUGUUUAACCUUUCCAGAGCCAGUUCUCAACUCAUCUGCAGAAAUUUUAAAUUCUCUCAAAGUGCAAAUUUUAUAUGCUCUCCAAUUGAGUCAGGGCACACUUCUUCCUCUGGCCGUCAGUAAACAACAUCCAGGGCAUCGCAGAUUUGAAUAUAAGGCUGCUACAUGUGUAUCUGGCAUGGCUAUAGUCACAGUAAACAUUAAUUCAACUAUAAUAUGCAUUUCAGGGACUCCAGUUUCCCAAGUUGAACCAAUUACUUUCCUAUAUGAUUCUCUGAGAUCUGCUGUAAUGUUGAGUACACCACGUUCAGAAUCUCUUAGGCCCGCUGUAAUGUUGAGUACACCAUCCCAUAUUAGGACAAGAGAACGCAACAUCCCUAUGUUGAUAAAAUUCGUGAAGCCUGUAUUUGGCGCCAACUCUUCUAUAUUAUCAAUCACAGGAGGGAAUAUACAGAGCUUUAAAGAAAUAAGUUCAAGAAUAUAUGCUGUAGAGAUAAAAGCAGAAAAUGAUAGUGUAUACUGUGUAUCCGUCUUUGUUCCUGAAAACGUGAUUGGGGAUGUUGCUGGAAACAAAAAUCUACGUUCCAAUGAUCUACAACUAUGUCCCUAUCAUGUGCCCAAAAUAUCUUCUGUGCUUGCUGUGCUUGCAACUGCUUCAUUUGUGGCAACAGCUGUUGCUGCCGGGCUGCUUACGGUUUCAAUUGCAAGCCUUUCCUCCAUUGGGGCAUUUCCAACACCAUUUUCAUCUUUUUCUAAUCCUGCAAGGAAUCUUUUUAGAAGUGCAUGCCAUAUUCAGGUUUUUGCAUUAUCUAGAUGGUUGGCAGUGAAACUGCCAGUGAAUUAUUAUGAAUUUGCAAGGGGUUUGCGAUGGAGCAUUCCCUACUUCAGUCUUCCAUGGGAGUCUGGGCACAUCCAGCCAGUCGUGGUGGGCUCAAGUCCUCUGACCAACUCAGAUUCCUACAGGUCUAAAAUUCAUGAUUCAGGAAUUUUCCUGGGUGUGCAGCCAAAACAAGGGAAUUUGAGUAGGGCUGCUUCCAUAUACAAAGCACGAUUGCGGCCAAAUCCCAAAGAAUAUAUAUCAUUAUUUCAGAACAAUAGUAAACCAGAUGCUGAAUAUAAUUUGGAUGGGUGGGAGGAUUUUAGUAGAACCAUGUUCUGGUUAGCCAUAAUUGGUGGCAGUUUAAUACUGCUGCAUGCUCUACUCCUUGCCAUCCUAAAAUUUAGGAAGCAAAAGCAGAGGGGUUAUGGACUACUCACAUUCCCAAGAUUUGAAAUAUUCCUUGUAAAUCUUGCACUACCUAGUAUUUGUGAGGCCUCUUCUGCUCUAAUUAGAGGAGGAACACGAUCAGGGAUUGUAGUUGGCAGUCCGUUUCUGGGUGCUGUGUCUUUUCUACUGCUAGCCUUGCUCUGGUUCCUCUCUACACGCAUUACAUUUGCAAAGCAACUUCAAUACAAGGAAGAUCAUCAAGCAGGUCGGAGAUUUUACAAUCUUGGAAAUAGAGGCCAAUGGACAAGGAAACAAAACUCUAAUUGCCUAAUCAUUUUAGGGCCUCUAUACGAAGAUAUAAGAGGCCCCAUCCUCUCACAGAUUUCUGGAGAAAGUGUUGAUAAAGAUGGUGAUGGGAUCAUUGCCUCUAAUGAGGAAACUGAAGAGCUUUGUCCAAAAGUAGAAGAGGUUUCUGGGGACAAUGUUGUGAUAACAUCAGGGACGAGGCUUGACUUAGCUCCACCAAGUUCAGCACGAAGUACUUCCCGUUCAACUCAACCGAGUCCUAUUCCCUCAGCAAGACCACACACUGCAACAACUUCGACUGGCUCCUUGACGUCUAGCUCAAGUGUUCAUCCACACGUUGAUGAUGGGAUCAUUGCCUCUGAUGACGGGAUCAUUGCCUCUGAUGACAAAACUGAAGAGGUUUAUCGAAAAGCUGAAGAUCUAGAGGUUUUUGGGGGCAGUGUUCAUUCACAUUCAGAGGCACCUUUUAACCAAAAGCUGUUUGGGAAACUCAGAUUAUACUACACAUUGCUUGAGUCCUUAAGACGCAUUGUACUAGGGACUAUGACUGGUGUCUAUAAGGACCAUUGGCCUUCUGAGAUUCCCACUAUAAUAUUGCUAUGCAUCACUUCUUUUCAGCUCUUAUUCCUCGUUCUCAAUAAGCCAUUUAUUAAUAAUGCAGUUCAGUUUGUUGAGAUCAUUUCAGUUUCUAGUGAAGUAUGUGUAUUUGCUAUUUGUUUAGUUCUCCUGGAGAGUCCGUCUAUAGCCCAAGAUGAGACUAUGGUUGGAGUGUUCAUGCUUAUACUUUUCCUAUUGGGAUUUUUACCACAGAUGAUGAAUCAAUGGUAUGCUCUCCAAAGACAGAUAAAGCAGAUGGACUCUAAAAAGAAGCGUUUCCUAACUGGUUUGAAGAUAGUUUCAAUAGGAUUAGCUCUGCUUUUCAUCUCACAGGAUUUUUUGGAUAACGAGUUCCCAGGAAUUUUUGGGGAUGGUGACCAAGGGCAGGAAGAGGAUAAUGUCAAUAUUGAUGACCAAGGGAAGGAAGAGACUAAUGACACUGGUGACCAAGCGAAGGAAGAGACUAAUGACAAAGAUGGCGAAGGGGAGGAAGAGACUAAUAGAAGGAACUCUGGGAGUAGCAACAGAAGCAAUCCUAGGAGAAGGAAUAGGAACAGGAACUCUGGGAGUAGGAACUCGGGAACAACUGUGCCAGAAAAAUCAUGGUUAAACCAAUUGGUAGAUCCUGUUAUGAACUGUAUGGGAUUGCCUAAGAUAAUUUAAAGAUGGCAGCCAGCAAUGUGACCCAUUAGAGUUGUAAUUUGAUUUAUUAGAUUAUCUUAGUUGCUUAGUUGUUAUUUGAUAAGCAUAUAAGGAUUCUAUGAAAGCCUAUUGAACAAUAAUAUUAGAUUAUCAGAA
Quercus robur (English oak) is the source of this 3719-nucleotide messenger RNA. RefSeq lists its product as uncharacterized. The record is from RefSeq and is a predicted model, not a curated record. Bases 12 to 3584 code for a protein of 1190 amino acids. The transcript is spliced from 13 exons. NCBI's taxonomy places the organism in Eukaryota, Viridiplantae, Streptophyta, Magnoliopsida, Fagales, Fagaceae.